Ciona intestinalis (vase tunicate) is the source of this 4059-nucleotide messenger RNA. NCBI's taxonomy places the organism in Eukaryota, Metazoa, Chordata, Ascidiacea, Phlebobranchia, Cionidae. The record is from RefSeq and is a predicted model, not a curated record.
CUCACAUUGCAUGGAAAAUGAAUGCAGAAUAGUUAAAAUGGUGCGUAACAGUUUUGUCAAUGUAGACGUCAAAGUACAUAACACAUACCAAUAUUAAGCGUGUAUAAAUUCGUCCAAACAUCGAAAUUAACCCCCAUAAGUUCCACACCACGUUUGCAAUGGAGCCGCAGCGUAAACGAAGCCGUAAGUUCAAAGAGGAGAUAAAUUCUUCACAAGAACAAGAUGAUCGAAGAAAACUUACCACCGUUGACUUGGUGAUUGACCUCCUUAACAAAGCUUCCAUGUCCGUGGAGGAUUCCGUUAAAGUAGAACGGCUGCAACAAGUCAAGGAACUUGUGAUAAACAAACAGCCUGAGAUGUUGGAUAACUUCACUGAUGAAGUGGUUGCGUUUCAAGCUGAUCGAUCGCAAGAAGUGAGAAAGUUCGUUGUUGGAUUCAUGGAAGAGGCGUGCAAAAAAGACCCAGAGUUAUUUUCCAAGCUGCUUCUUAACCUUCACAUGUUACUUGUCGAUGAAAAUGUUAAUGUUUUGAAAAAAGUAAUCCAGUCAUCAACCCAGUUAUACAGAAUCUGUGUGCAGUGGAUCAGCACACACAAGAAUAUUAGCAAUAUGCUCAAAUCGAGUUGGAAAACUAUGUGUGAUAUACAGCAGAGGAUUUUUGAGCUAUUUGAUUCUGAAAAUGAUGGGGUCCGAACGCAGGUGGUCAAGUUUGCAGAGAAGGUAAUUCUCACCUUAUCCGAAAAACAUCGUUUGUCGGAACUCCCCAAGAAGUUGGAGGUUUUCUCCUCCUUGGAUCAGCUCCCAAACAACCACACCAUUCUCGUUAAGUCUGAGUUAAAAUCUCUCGGAGUAUCGCUGCUCGAGAAACUUCUUUCUUUCGUGGCUUCACCAGCAAUAUCCAGUGUCAAUCUGAUGGCAUCCAUGGGUACUCUUACUACAAUAGCAAAACAGAGACCUCAAUUCAUAUCUACAGUUGUACCUGCCUUUGAAACACUGCAUGCCAACUUGCCCCCUACAUUGGCGAAGACACAAGUAACAAGUGUGAGAAAACAUCUGAAAAUGCAACUUCUAAAUCUGCUGCGUCAUCCUGCUUCUAUUGAGUUUCAUCCACAGAUCACCAACUUGUUAUAUGACUUGGGAACAAAUUCAUCUGAGAUUGCAAAGAACAUGCCCAAUGUUAAUGCCGCUAUGAGGGAUAAGAAAUCUGCGAGUAAAAAACGAACAACGGAUGAAAUAAAAGGAGCGGAAAUGUCUCAAAACAAAAAGGCAAAAGUUGAGGUUAUGCUCCCUGAUAAAAUCCCAGAUGCUUUCCAAGCCUCUUAUACUCCAAUAGAGUCGGCUGGAACGAUUGAUCAGAAGAAACAUCUUGCUCGUCUUCUUUCCAUCCAGAUGACAGCGGUCGGGAUCGGAUCAGGGGUUCAACACACUGCAGAAAUGGAGGCAAAAGAAAUAGCGAAGAAACAAAUGGAGAAAGAAAAGAAAGAACUUGAAAAGAAAAUCCCAAUCCAAACUCUUAUUGGUGGAACAACAACCUCUGAUGUCCCUGAACCGGUUGAAGUUAAACAAGAGAGCAAACCAUUAGAGCCAACUCAACCAGCUGUCCCUAUGAAAGGGAUGCAGAGAAGAAUACAAGGAUUCCAUCUAGCAAGCAUUACCAAGCCUUUAAGUUUGGAAGCAAAAGACAAAAUAAUCAAGAUGGCGGUUCUACGUGUGCUUAAAUCAGAAAGAAGUGCAAUUGCUGGUGGAAUUCACUCAAGGUGGCAGAAAAUUUUAACAAACCUUGUAGCUCAGUUUGGUGGUGAUCUGCACAGAUCUCUUGCCAAAUUCAUUCUCGCUGACAUUCGAAAUCGUUCUCAACUAGCAUUCCAAUGGUUGUAUGAAGAGUUUAAUAUUUACCUUGAAAAUGCUCGUGGAAUUAAUGAUAAAGCUGCCAUGGAGAAUUACGAUGCGUGUCUUACUGGGCUGUUACAAGGACUGCUGGAAAAACAGGAUUCAAGAGAAGGCCUUUUUACAAAGCUUGUGUUACAAGCUCCCUUGCUGACUGACUCUGCCAUCAAAGUAGUUCAUUCGUAUUGUGAGGAUGAACGGCGGUCCCAAACUACCAUGUUGCUCGUUCGUACCCUGCUGUCACACAGACCAACGAGAAGAAUGCAGUUUCUGCGUGUUCUGCUUGACUUAAGCACUUUUAAAAUUGAAACUGUGCGCCAAAAUUCAAUUGAAAUAGUAAAGGAAUUAUACGAAAAUCAGAAAUAUCGAGAUUUUAUUGAACAAUAUGCGAUGACCAAUUUAUCUUACUUGAAAGAAGCAGAACCACCGAAUGAUAUUCGACAAGAAGAAUCUGACAAAACUUGGAAUGAGGAACAAAUGAAACAGUGUUUCCAACUCUGUUUAUCUCUUCUGCCCACCAACCACGCACUUGUACAUAACUUAGCUGCAGUUUACGUUGAAGCCUCUGCAAAUAUAAAACGAGUGAUCCUUCAUUCGUUGGAUGCUCCUGUGCAUGGAGUAGGAAUGUCUUCUCCUGAGCUACUUAAACUGGUGGAGGAAUGUCCAAAAGGAGCUGAAACUAUCGUGACAAGGAUGUUGCAUAUUCUCACUGACAGAGAACACCCAUCACCCAGCUUGGUAUGCAAAGUUCGUGACCUUUACCAGAAGCGUGUGCCCGACGUGCGUUUCCUAAUCCCGGUAAUCAACGGGCUCGAAAAGUACGAGGUGCUCGCUGUGCUACCAAAGCUUAUAAAACUGAACCCAACUGUUGUAAAAGGGGUGUUUAAUAGAUUACUUGGCAUACAGCGUCACUAUAGUUCAGAACCUUCUGUGAGUGCAAUAACACCUGUGGAACUGCUUGUAGCAUUGCACACAAUAGACCAAAGCAAGGCAGAUGUCAAAUUUGUUAUUAAAGCAACAAGUUUAUGUUUUGCUGAGAAAGCCGUAUAUACAUCUGAGGUGCUUGUAACAGUGAUCAACCAUCUGGUGGAACUUCCAGUUAUUCCUACUCUGUUGAUGAGGACUGUUAUACAGGCACUCAUCACAUAUUCACGUUUGUCUGGGUUCGUUAUGAACGUUCUUCAAAGACUGAUAAUGAAAAGAGUUUGGGAGCAAACUAAAGUUUGGGAAGGUUUUAUAAGAUGCUGCCAGCGAAUGAAGCCUCAAUCGUUCCAAGUUUUGCUACAACUUCCACCAGCUUGGUUGUCUAAUGUGUUUGAAACUUUCCCCGAUUUGAGGGAACCAUUACUUCAGUAUGUUAAUAAGCUUACCCCACAACAGCGGCAACACAUCUCUCCAGCCAUCGUAUCUGUGCUCGAGGUUUCACCAGAACAAGCUGCUCUAAAAGCUCAGAGGGAAAUGCAGGAGAAACUUGCUCGGAGCAAGGAGCAGGAGAAACUCGCCCAGGAGUGGGAGAGAAAGGAAAGAGACAGAAAAGCUGCUCUCCAAGCUCAGCAAGAGAUAAUGAGGAUAAAUGCACAGCUGGCUAAACAAGAAAGCGAGCGACAGAAACGCAACCAAGAAGCCUCGUUGGACGUGAAAGUUGAAACAAACAAAGAAGGCGACGGACUUCUUGGGGCUUUUCCCGGCAGUAACCCUCAACCCAGUCUACUUGGUCCCCCACCCACAAAUGCUACACCCUUGUUAAACCCACCCAUGCAAGUACAAGCCGAUAUAAAACCAGUGAUUCUCCCAGCAAGUUCAACUCCCCCUGUAUCCACUAAUCCCCCUGCUCUAAACACAACAGCAUCUCCAGCCAAAGCCAUCACCCCCACCCCUUUACCCCCAGCCACCCAUCUACCACCCCCCGGUAUAAUUCUGCCCCCUAACCUACCCUUACCCCCAUUCCAAUACAAUGUCCCACCCCCAACACUAAUGGUAGCUCCUCCUGCUGCUAUACCACCUUCAUCUACAAGUAACCAGUCUCCUGCCCAAGCUGAAGUGAAGACCGAGCGAAGCGCGACACCGACACAAGAUGAAUCUGAUGAUGUUAACUAACAAUUACAUCAAAAUAUAAUUCAUGAUAUAUAUGAUGUAUUUGUUUUAGAACAAAUAAAAAUAUUUCGUGCCAUAA